UGCGUUGCGACGCCCUGCUCUUCCCACAAUGCAGCUUUUCAUCGUGUUGGUAGACUUUCCCAGGAUGCUUUGCGCUACUAGCGAGAAAAUGGCCGCUGGCGGCUCUUCGCAAGCUCCAGUAUCUUUUGGAUUUAGUCGCAGUUCGAAAAAGAAAUUCCUUGUGGCCAAUGGAGAUGAGAGAGAAGAGGACGAGAAGGAGUAUUUGGUCGGGGCAGAGGGUAAAGAGUUGCUCAGCGCAAACCCUACUCCAGAAGCCAAGGAGCUAGUUAUUCCCCUCAUACACAAAAAUAGGUGGUCCAAGCCGAACAAGAAAAAGGACAAUGAGGAAGAUGCAGUUCCAGGAACAGAAGAAGAGGCCGUGCUGUCACAGGCUGUAAAAGAGUUGAUAGAGGAAUCCCGGCGCACCCUAGAGGAUAAUUCAGAGACAGAUCAAACUUUGAGCAUCCCACUGCUUAUGCAGAACAGAAUUCCUGAUGGUUACGAAGAUGGAGAGAAGGUGGAUGUUAGCUUACGCCCAGAUUCUGCGGAGGCUGCAGACUAUGAUGCAGUGCCUGUGGAGUAUUAUGGGAUGGCGAUGCUGAGAGGAAUGGGAUGGAAGGAAGGAGAGGGCAUUGGACGCACAUUUAAGCAGGAUGUAAAGCCAUUAGAGCAGAAAUUGCGCCCUAAAGGGCUGGGACUCGGUGCAGAUCGGUCUGCUCUAAAGGAUCUGGAGCCACAGAAACCGCGGAAACCAUUAAAACCUGGGGAGAAACUGGAAGAAGAGUCAAGAGGUCUUGGCAAAGGGAGUUCAGUACAGAUACAGAGUGGAGCUCACAAAGACCUGUAUGGGAAGGUAGAGGGCGUUGACCCAGACAAUUCCAGGGCAAUGAUCAAGCUUGCCAUUGGUGGAAAGGUGGUUACAGUGUCUCUGUUUUCCUUGCGAUUGGUCAGCAGCGCAGAAUAUACAAAGUUUGCAAAGGAUCUGAGCCGAUUAAGUAAAGCGCAUCAGGAAUCCAAAGAGGAGCAACAUAAAGACAGAAGCCCAGAUAAAGAGCAACAAAGAAAAGAUGGUGAGAAACACAGUGAGUCAAGCAGGAAUAGUGACUUAAAUAACAGAGAAAAGAGACAUCGACAAAGGAGUCCAGAUCGAGAGAAAGAAAAGAAGAAGAUAAGGCCAGAGCCACAGGGCUGGCUACAUCGGGACUUAAGGGUUCGCUUUAUUGACAAAAAUUAUAAAGGGGGAAAGUACUACAACUCUAAGAUGUUUAUAGAAGAUGUUUUGAGCCCAACAAGAUGCUCAUGCCGAACAGAAAGUGGGCGUAUCCUGGAUGAUAUGAGACAAGACAUGCUGGAGACAAUCAUACCUAAAGAAGAGGGAGAACAUGUGAUGGUAGUAUUGGGAAAGUAUCGGGGCAUGGUUGGGAAGAUUCUUCACAGAGACAAGCAGAAAAGCAGAGCUUUGGUCCAGUUACAAGGGGAACAUGACUCUGCGGAAACCCUGAGCUAUGAUGCCAUUUGCCAUUACACUGGGGCGCAGGAUGACUAAGGCCUUCAGCACAUACUAUUCUGGGAGGCACUGUGUAUAGAGUUCUAAUGUGCUAUUUUUUAUUUAAUGACUGUAAAUAAAUCAUUUUCUAUACAAAGUGAA
Molecule: messenger RNA, 1627 nt
Organism: Xenopus tropicalis (tropical clawed frog)
Lineage: Eukaryota; Metazoa; Chordata; Amphibia; Anura; Pipidae
Source: RefSeq, a predicted model, not a curated record